GUCAUACGGUAGGAGGAGUACAUGUACGUUGGGGUAAUCCUGGCCGGACAGGACUUAUCGAAGCCUCUGCAGGAGUGCCUGUCGACCUUGAAAAGAAAACGGCUUAUUUCUUGCGCAUGCAUUUGCUGAUCGUUAAAGAGGUAACCAACUUGUUAAGGGCACGAUUUGACAUGGCUGUACCGCGACAUAAACUUCAUGCGACGUUACAAAAGUUUAAGAAAACUUUAAAUCAUGCACAGAAAAAUAAUCUUCUAAAUACAAUGCAGUGGGGUCUUUUGUUUCCGAAAUAUCAUCAACCGUCUUCGGACACUUUUGACGUUACUCUCCUAGCUUAUCUACUAAGAAACAUCUGUGGACUUAAGUCAAAAUCGAAAUGGUGGGGUGAGCCUGACAACCGCAAGAUUCCUGAAAAUGUAGUUACUGCGGAAGCUGACAUUGCUCGAUUAAUAAACUUAAGGAAUGAUAUGCUGCACAAACAAGUUGCUUCAUUAGAGCCGGCAGAAUUUGAAGACAUGUGGGACCUAGCAGAAAAUGUCAUGAUCAGACUAGCUACAGAAUUGAAAAUACAAGAUCAGAAGCAGAAAAUUGAUGAUUUGAAGGCUCGACAACUUGAUUUAGUUACAGCUGAAAUGAGUAUAAUGAGUAUAAAAGCUCAUACAGAAUAUUUUCUACAAGAUUAUCAAGACGAUCUCCAAUAUGUAGAAACUACUACCUACUACAAAGCAAAGUCAAUUUUAAAAGAUAAUAAUAUGGUAAUAUUAAUUGGUCAUCAAGGGGAAGGUAAAACUACUAUGGCUGCAAGACUUGCCUUACAUGCAAGUCUCUCCCCACGUAAGUGCCUAAAACUUGCAGCGCCAUCUGAUUGGCGAAAAAUCGAUUUGUCAUUAAAACGUUUCGAUACAAUUAUCAUAGAUGACAUAUUUGGUGCUGGUGCUUUGGAUCAGAAGUUGGUCGGUGAUUGGCGAAAUCAUUUGAAUGAACUAGAAACAGCAGCAAAGAAAAAUGGUGUGCGAUUGAUAAUAACAUCCAGGCAUUACGUUAAUGAGGCAUCUAAAGAGGAACUUGGUUCUCUGCCAAUGUUCAAGAACGAUAACAAAGCUCUUCUGCUGCUUACAUCCUCUGAGCUUACAUCUGCCGAGAAAACUAAAAUUCUAAAAAUGCAAGCGGCAAAGCACGACAAAUAUUUGGAUGACGAAAUAAUACAUGAAUGUGUUGAAGCUGCUAAAGGCCCGACAGAAGAAGUAAAAUAUUUUCUGUUCGGUUUCCCAGAAUGUGCAUCUAUGUUUGUCAGAAACAAAACCAUGUUCGACAAAGGUGCAUCCUUUUUUAAGCAACCAGCCGAGUUUAUUAAAACAUAUUUAGAUAUGUUGUAUAGCGGCAAAGAACAAGAAAAGUUUUUAGCGCUUGUAGCUGUAUGGGCCAGUGAUAAUAAAAAGGUAUCACGAGAAGAACUGAGGAAAUGUAGAAGUGUAUCCAACAACGUCAAGAAGGUAGCAGAAAUAUUUGGCCGUAAUUUAAGCAGAGCUUUCCUUGACAAAAUGCGAACUUCAUUAGAAUCUCAUGUCGGAGGCUAUCUUGUUUAUAUAGAGGCUACUGGUGAAUAUACUUUCAGUCAUAAUGUCAUCGCAGAUAUGGUUGGGUUGGUCAUCGGUAAACAAAAACCAGGAGCAGCUUUAGAAAUAUGUCCACGAGACUUUCUUAUGGAUUUUGUUUCAAUUGGGGAAGACGAACUAGAUGAUUUUAAAGUAGCCUUAAUGGAGAGUCAAACCGAUUGUCUCGUAGUUAAAUGUGUUAAAAUGCUUUUGCGGGAAAACUGUAACCAAGAUACUGAAAACAUCAAACUAGAUGAGUUUGAAACACUUUCAAGGACCGGACAGAAUAAUAAUUACAUCUACGUUAUCCGCUUGAUUGAUUUUGGUAUCAUUAAACACAAAGCUUUUAGUUCUGAGAGAUUUGUGAAAAAGUUCAUCGACUAUGUCAUUGAAGAAAAUCUCGUACAAAAAUUGUUCUCUGUACCCGUCGUGAUAAUGAUGGGACAUUUCCUUGACUAUGGAAUAUCUAUGAAGCAACUUGAUAUGUGUCUGAUGGGAUAUGCGUGGUACAGUGGGGCAACGACAUUUGCAAAGGAAGUUAUAGCACGACGGGUACUAGGAGAGGAGAACGCGGAUUUGUCUUUACCUUUAUUGUUGGCCAUUCACUCAAGACAAAAAGAUUCAGUAGAAUUCCUCCUACGCCAUGGAGCAAGAGUAACUGGCGAUGCGAUAUAUAUCGCUUCUCAUAAGAGCAUAGAGCUUCUUGAAAUAUUACUCCAAUAUCCAGGUACAGACGUAAAUGACAGAGGAAAUGCAGUCAAUGGUAAUUUUCCAUUAAUUAUAGCAGCGCGAAAGGGUCUAUUUGAAGCUGCAAAAUGUAUGAUAACCUCAGGUGCAGAUCCUGGAGUACAGAACACGAAACAUAUGACGGCAUUACAUAAAGCAAUACUAUACAAGCGUAAAGAUGUGAUCAAGCUAUUGAUAGAUGCCGGAGCACCACUUGAUAUAAAAGGGGGUGAAUUAAAAAGAACACCAUUGCAUUUAGCUGUUGAUUUGAAUGAAAUGAAACUCGUGGAAGUUCUCCUUGAAAAGGGUGCUUCUUUGAUGGUCGAAGACGAUAGUGGACAAUUUCCAAUACAUCUUGCUGCUAUACGAGGAAGAAUUGAUAUUGUACGAGCUCUUUAUUUAGCUGACCCGAGUCAGGAUAAACUAAAAACAUCCUCGUAUGGUAAAAGACAUGUUAUCAAGGAAAUGUCUUUAUUUCAUAUUGCCGUUUGGAAAAGGAAUGAGGAGCUUCUCGAUGCUUUGAUAGGACUUAAAGCUGAUCCAAAUGUAACAGGUUUCAAUGAUAAGACUCCUUUGUACUAUACAAUUAUGAGAACACAGGAAGACUUCAUCAAUAAAUUAUUAAACUACGGACGAACCGAUAAGAAUAAACCACAAAAACAAGGUUUCACUCCUCUACAUGCUGCUAUUCACAAAGAUUUAAAUGGCAUCGCAAAACGUUUAGCAUUAGAUGUCGAUGUUAAUGUAAACGCAAAGGACGUAUACGGGAAAACUGCACUUCAUGUAGCAUGUGAAAAGGCAAAGGUUGGGUUAAUACAGACCCUUCUGGCAAAAGGAGCAGAUCCAAGAAUUAUCACGAAGAGAGGCGAUACUGUGUAUCAUAUCUUGAGAAAAAGUAAAAAGUACCUGUCUGAAAAUAAAUCGAACAAUUCACAAUGUGCUGAGCAGGUCAUGAGUGAAUUUGACCCGGAAUUCGAUGCAAUGUUGUCACUUUUAGGAAAGAAGAUCGGUGUAGGAAACGGACCCCGAGGAAGGAAAAUACAAAUGCACACCACGGUAGAUUCACAUGAAGAUAAAAAUUAUGAUUACUUAGAGGCAUGUGCUUCCAUACAAGAUAAGUAUGACAAACCAAAAAGAAUAAAAAAGAAACAGAAAAGAAGUAAAAAAGAUAUGUAUGACGAUUACGACGACGCUGAUGAUUUUAAGCAAGAUAUUAUAUAUGACAGAAAAAGAAACAAACAAAAUAAAGAAAACAUAAAAUGGCUUCUGGGGGAAGUCAUGGAGCAGCACCUGGUAGAAUAGCGCCUGUUGGAGCUCUUGAGGGAGUACAUGUUGACCUCGAGAAAAAAAGAGGCUUAUUACUUGCGAAUGCAUUUUCUGAUAGAAAAAGAGGUUACCGCCCUCUUAAGGGCACGUUUUGACCUGGCUGUACCGCCACACCAACUUCAUGCGAAAAUAAAAAAGUAUAUGAACACCCUAAAUUAUGCAAAGAAUAAAAAUCUUCUGAAUAAAACGCAGUGGGAUCUUUUGUUUCCGCAAUACCAUCCACCGUCCUCGGGCACCUUCGACGUUUCUCUUCUGGCUUAUUUACUUAGAAACAUCUGUAAACUUAAUUCGAAUUGGUGGAAUGAAACUGACAACAACAAAAUUCCUGACAGUGAAGUUACUAUAGAAGCUGAUAUUGUUCGAUUAAGAAACUUAAGGAAUAAUAUGCUGCAUAAACCAAUUGCUUCAUUAGAGCCGGCAGAAUUUGAAAACAUGUGGGACUCAGCAGAAAAGGUAAUGCUUCGCCUUGCUGCAAAGUUAAACAUACAAGACCAAAAGAAGACAAUUGAUGAUUUGAAAACCAGACAACUUGAUUUAGUUACAAAUGGAAUGAGGAUUAUAAGAGCAAAUACAGAAUUAUUUCUUCAAGACUAUCAAGACGAUCGUCAAUAUGUAGAAACUGCUGCCUACCAGAAAGCAAUGCGAACUUUAAAAGAUAAACACAUGGUUAUACUAACUGGACAUCCAGGGGAAGGAAAAACUAUCAUGGCUGCAAGACUUGCCUUACAUGUAAGUCAGUCCCCACGUAACUGUCUCAAUCUUGUAUCGCCAUCAGAUUGGAGACAAAUCGACUUGUCAUUAAAGCUUUUUGAUACAAUAAUCAUAGAUGACAUAUUUGGUGCUGGUGCUUUGGAUCAGAAGUUACUCGAAGAUUGGCGAUAUCAUCUGAAGGAAAUAGAGAGAGCAGUCAAGAAAAAAGCCGUGCGAGUGAUAAUAACGUCAAGGCAUUACAUUUAUGAGGAAUCUAAAGAGGAGCUUGGUUCUGUGCCAAUGUUCACCGAAGAUAAUGAAGCUCUUCUCCUGCUUACAUCUUCUGAGCUGUCAUCCGACGAGAAAAGGAAAAUUCUAAAAAUGCAAGCGGAAAAAAAUGUAAGAUUUCUCGAAAACGAAACAGUACAUGAAUGUGUUGAAGCUUCUAAAGGGCCGACAGAAGAAGAAAAAGAUUUUCUGUUCGGAUUUCCAGAAUGUGCAUCUAUGUUUGUCAGAAACAAGACCAUGCUCGAUGAAGGUGCAUCAUUUUUUAAAAAACCAGCCCAGUUCUUUAAAACAUAUUUAGAAGACUUGUAUAGUGGCAAAGAACAAGAAAAGUUUUUAGCACUUGUAACUGUAUGGGCCAGUGAUGAUAAAAAGGUCUCGCAAAAGGAUUUGAGGGAUAUGGAAAGUGCAUCGGACCAUGUCAAGAAGGUAGCAAAAAUAUUUGGCCAUAAUGUUAGCCGAGACUUUCUUUACAAAAUGCGAUUAUCCUUAGAUUCUCAUGUGGGAGGAUAUCUUGUUUUUACAGAGUCGACUAAAGAAUAUACUUUCAGUCAUAAUGUCAUCGCAGAUAUGGUUGGUCUGGUCAUUGGUAAACAUGAACCAGAAAAAUCAGUAGAAAUAUGUCCACGAGACUUUCUAAUGGAGUUUGUUUUAAUUGAAGAUGGCAUGCGAGAUGAUUUUAAAGUACUCUUAUUGGACAACGAAAUCAAUUGUCUUAUAGUAAAAUGUGUUAAAAUGCUUUUGCGAGACACCUUUAACCAAGAUGUUAAAGAUAUCAAACUAUAUGACUUUCAAGAACUUUCCAGGACCGGGCAUAAUAAUAAUUACAUCUACAUUAACCGCAUGAUUGAUUUUGGUAUCAUUAAACACAAAGCUUUUAGCUCUGAUAUAUUUGUGAAAAAGUUCAUCGACUAUAUCAUUGAAAAACAUCUCGUACAAAAAUGUUUUUCUGUACCCGUCAUGAUAAUUGACUAUUGGAAACAUAUAAUGAAACUUGAUAUACAUAUGCAGAAACUUGUAAUGUGUCUGAUGGGAUAUGCCUGGUAUAUUGGGGCAACGAUAUUUGCAAAGGAAGUUAUGACUCGACGGGUGCUCGGAGAGGAAAACGUCGAUUUGUCUGUACACUUAUUGUUGGCUGUUCACUCUAGACAAAAAGAUUCAGUAGAAUUCCUUCUUCGCCAUGGAGCAAAGGUAACUGGCGAUACGAUAUAUAUCGCUUCUCAUAAUAGCGUAGAGCUUCUUGAGAUAUUACUUAAACAUCCAAAAACAAACGUCAAUGACAAAGGAAAUGCAAUCAAUGGUAAUUUUCCUUUAAUUUUUGCAGCAGAAGAGGGUCUAACUGAAGCUGUGAAAUGUAUGCUUAACGCAGGUGCUGAUGCUGGAGUACAGAACAAAGAACACAAGACGGCAUUAUAUAAGGCAAUACAAUACAAACGCAAAGAUGUGAUCAGACUUUUGAUAGAUGCCGGAGCACCACUUGAUAUAAAAGAGGGUGUAUUGAGUAGAACACCACUACAUUUAGCAGUGGAUUUGAAUGAUAUUGAAGUUGUGGAAGUUCUCCUUGAAAAAGGUGCUUCUUUGAUGGUCAAAGACCUUGGAGGAGACAUCCCAAUACAUACUGCUGCUAUAAAAGGAAGAACUGAUAUUCUACGAGCACUUUAUAUAGCGGAUCCAAGCCAGGGCAACCAAUUAAUGUACUACUUUGGUGCAGAGUCUGAGUAUGUUCUCAAACUUCAUUCAUUAUUUCAUAUUGCCAUUUGGAAAAAGGAUGAAGAGCUUCUAGAUGCUUUGAUAGGACUAAAUGCUGAUCCAAAUUUAAAAGAUUUCUAUGAUCAGACGCCUUUGUACUAUGCAAUUAUGAGAAAACAGAAAAGCUUCAUCAACAAAUUAUUAGACUAUGGGCGAACCGAAAAGAUAAAACCACAUACUCAAGGUAUCACUCCUCUACAUGCCGCUAUUUACAAAGGUUUAUAUGACAUUGCAAAACGUUUGGCUUUAGAUGCCAAUGUAAAAGUAAAUGCAAAAGACAUAUACGGGAAAACGGCACUUCAUGUAGCAUGUGAAAAGGUAAAUGUUGGGUUAAUACAGACUCUUCUGGCAAAAGGAGCGGAUCCAAGAAUUGUCACGAAGAGUGGCGAAAAUGUAUAUCAUUUCUUGAGAAAAAGUAAGAAGAAUUUGUCUGUUGGAAGAUCCAAAGAUGCGAAAUGUGCUGAGCAGGUCAUACGUGAAUUUGUCGAUCCGGAAUUUUUUACAAAAUUGCAGAAAAUAAGAAAUAAAUUCGACCCAUAUGAAGAUGAAAAUGAUGACCACUUAGAUGCGUGUGCUUCCAUAGAAGAUAUGUAUUACAAUCCAAAAUCAAUCAAAAGGAAAUAUAAAAAGAAAAAAAAAGAUAUGUAUGACGAUUAUGGCGACUACUUUUAUUAAAGGAUCGAAAUUGAAAAUCACUGAAAGGAGUGUGUUGUUUAAUUGUGUGGAGAUAGCGAAUCAAUUGAACAGAUAACUACAAAUGUGAGACUACUUAAUUCUUUCAUGAAAUGUAUGCUUAUAAAUAAACAUAGUUUUAUACUGACAAUAGAAUGUUUCUUCAAACUUUACUUUUUUAAAUAUUCUAUAUUAUAUUAAGCUAGAAUGGUAUGUAUAAGUUUUAUGCUAGAGUUAAUACAUGUCAUAACCUGAUGUGAAAAUGUGUCAUAACUUUUAUUGAAUACUUUGUGUUUUCUAAAUACAAACAGAUAUAUACACAUAGACAUGAAUAUAAUGAAAAUAAUUUGAUUAGUAUGUAUGACUUUUAAAGUAAAGUGUUGUCUAUAGUUUUUUGUGUGUUUCGUUUCUGUUAACGACAUUUGCAUUAA
This is a messenger RNA of Ruditapes philippinarum (Manila clam), 7471 nucleotides long. RefSeq lists its product as uncharacterized. The transcript has 8 exons. The record is from RefSeq and is a predicted model, not a curated record. Gene Ontology annotation, molecular function: protein binding. Lineage: Eukaryota; Metazoa; Mollusca; Bivalvia; Venerida; Veneridae.